CUGUUCCCCGGCGGACGACUUCAGCUCCGGCGAGCGCCUUCGAUCUCAGGCGACAAAGUUCUGCUACGCGCAUGUACCGAGAUCCUCCAAUUGUUUUCUCUGAUGCUCCUCCGGCUGGAUCCGCUGCAAAUUGGCAUACCGAAGAUGGGGCGGCAAAUGAGGAGAGUUUUGUUCAGCAACCUUUCACAAGUCAUGGUGGUGGGGAUUCAGGUGGUGUCGUAAACACUCACGGUGGAAUGCAUGAUGCAGAUGAGGAUGAUGAUAUUUCAUCUCAGCCACUUCUGCCCUAUGUUGGCAUGGAAUUUGACUCAAUUGAAGAUGCCCAAAAGUUCUAUAAUGACUACGCAUUUGGAACGGGUUUUGGCUCACGCAUAGCUUCCUCAAAGAACAACCAGAAGAAAGGUCCACAACAACUUAUCAAGAGGGUCUUCCAAUGUGUGCAUGCUGGCAAACCGGAGACUACAUGUGAGACAAGCAGCUACUCGGAAGGAAUUGCAGCAGGGGGAAGCUCAUCAAGCAAGCAGGCCGGGGUUGAAAUGGAUGUGACAGUCAAGCGUCAGAGGAAUCGGAUUCCUUUGAUGCAGCAUGAGGAGAUUGUGAGGUUCUACCGCUCACACCGCAAAAUUCCAGAAGAAGAUUACCAACUACUGAUGACAAUGCAUGAUGUAAACUUGUCAACUACAAAUUGCAUGGGAAUGCUUGGAAUGGUCCAUGGCGGAGACCGGAGGAAACUGCCAUAUGUGAAGAGGGAUGUUUCAAAUGCGCGUUCCAAGCUGCGACAAAAUCAGUCAUUUCAGGACAUGGAUAUGACGGUUGCUUACUUUAAGAGGCGUCAAGCUGAGAAUGCUCAAUUCUACUACGCAACAGAAGUUGACAAAGAAACAAACGAAGUGACAGCUCUGUUUUGGGUGGAUGGAAGGACAAGAGCAUUGUACCCAAAGUACAAAGAUUGUGUGUUCUUUGACACAACAUUUUGCACAAAUCGGUAUAAUCUGCCUUUCGCUCCUAUUGUUGGUGUGAACAACCACUUGCAAACCGUGCUGCUAGGUUGUGCCUUGGUGCCAAAUGAACAAAUAGAAACUUUCAAGUGGGUGUUUCAACAUUGGAUGAUUGCAAUGAAUAAUGAGCACCCGUUGAACCUAAUGACUGACCAGGACAAGGCAAUGGAAACAGCAAUAAAAGAUGUCUUCCCAAACACAGUGCAUAGGUGCUGCAAAUGGCACGUCCAGCGAAAAGCAAGGGAAAAAUUGGGUAGGAUCCUGAGCAUGGAUGAAAAUUUUGAGCAGGUUUUCUAUGGGGUUAUCAAUGAUUCGGAGACGGUGGAUGAGUUCGAGGAGAAUUGGCAGCAUAUGCUGCAUUGCUUUAAAUUGGUUGACAACAGACAUCUAAGCAACAUGUGGCGUAAGCGAGAGACAUGGGCUCCAGCAUACUUCCGAAAGAACUUCUUCCCAUUUACAAGCACUACAGGGCGGUCUGAGGGUCUCAACUGCUACUUCAAGACAUUUGUCAACCCUCAAGACUCUGUCUGGAGAUUUGUACAACAAUAUGAGGUGCUUCAAGAAACAAUGUUGGACCGUGAAGAUAAUCAAGCUUUCAUAGGCCACGCAACAACUGCACCACUUUACUCAAGGUACAACUUUGAGCGCCAAGCAGUUCACUUCUAUACCCGAAGCGUGUUUCUCAAGUUUCAAAAAGAGGUCAUGGCAUCAACAGGCUUCAUCAUGAACCUGGCCCCUGCUCUUGACAAUGCAAGCGUGAGGUUUGAGCUGCACUCAAAUUACUUUGAGAACCCCCGAAUAUUUUCAGUGAAUGUUGUGUUGGCAGAGGAGAAGUUUGAAUGCAGUUGCAACUGUUUUGAGAUGAAUGGGAUUAUUUGUGCACACAUCAUAAGGGUAAUGGUGCAUCUCAAUGUCCAAAAAAUUCCACAAAGAUACAUGCUAGAGAGGUGGUCAGAAGCUGCGACAACGGCAAUGAGCGGUGGUGGAUGUCUCCUAGAUUUUGGGCACCCUGCAACCAACACUCUCAAGUACAACGCCUUGUGCAGAAAGUAUACAUGGUUGGCUUCACAAGCUUGCAGCAACGAUCUUGCCUACAAAAUAAUGAAUGAUGCAGCUCACCAACUUGAGCCCCUCAUAGCUGCAGCAAAGCAAGGGGCGCUCCCAGAACAACAGGAAGCAAAUCAGCCGCAAGCAAUGCAACAGCAACAACAAACCCCCGAGCCAACCACUGUGCCGCAACCUGAUGGCGAUGCCAUGCUUCAGAACCCCGCAUGUGUUCCAAAAAAAGGGCGUCCGACUGAAAAAUCAAAGAGGAGAAAGACUCUGCUUGAGCAACGAGAAGAUGCACAUAAGAAUAAAGCUAAGAAAGAUGAAAAGAAGCAAACCAAGCCCAGAGGAAAACUUGGACCAAAGAAGAAAGCGCCUCCUUGUUCGUACUGCAACGAAGAAGGUCACGGUUUCCAAACAUGCCAGUACUUGAAGGCUGCAAUGGGGGUCAAAAAAUGUCCCUACUGUGAAGAGCAAGGUCAUGCUGUGCAAGAAUGUGCCUACCUAAAAGCUGCAAUGAAGACAGAUGCUAGCAUGGCUAGAGCAACAGAGCUUAGGCUGUGA
Molecule: messenger RNA, 2609 nt
Organism: Triticum aestivum (bread wheat)
Lineage: Eukaryota; Viridiplantae; Streptophyta; Magnoliopsida; Poales; Poaceae
Product: protein FAR1-RELATED SEQUENCE 9-like
Exons: 4
Coding region: 72-2609 (845 amino acids)
Biological process (GO): regulation of DNA-templated transcription
Molecular function (GO): zinc ion binding; nucleic acid binding
Source: RefSeq, a predicted model, not a curated record